UUGGUAACACUCCGACGAACGAUCGGCAUUUGCGGCCAGUAACGAGUUGAGUGUGGCUCAAACGAGUCGAAAAACGGAUGAUAAAAAAAUCGUUUUAGUGGUGAAAGAAUUCGUGUUUUUCAUAGCUAAUUAUUAUAGAAAGUAUCAAAAUUUAUGAAAUCAAUAAAGAGUGCAACUACAGAAAGUGUGAAAAUGUGUCUAAACUGGAGGAAAAGUUGAUGGAAAAUCGACUGAAAGUUGGCCAAGAUAAACUCAAACUCGUUUGCACACACGCAUACACACAGAUACGGAACUACGCACACCAGUGCACCCACAACAGAGUCUGGAGUCUGAAGCCCAAUAACAAUUAAAAUAAAAGAAGUUAAGUCAGUCGGCGUCAGCGUCAGCGGCGGGGUCUCCGCGUUGGCUUAUGAAUCAUACUUCGAGAAAAUAACUUCCAGAAGAGAGCCUCCCACCUCCCCUGGCACUUAUGUAAACUGCACUUCACUUCACGUCCGAACAAGCGAACAACAGUAGCGGAAAUAAAACAAAUAUUUGUGCAAAACAUCACCCACUCAGCUAAUCAAUCAAUCAGUCAAUCUAAGCGUUGCACAUGUCUGGCAAGGAAAUGCGUCCAUUGUCGCUCUCGAUAGGCGCCUCAUUGCUGCCCAGCUUCUCCCUUGUGACGGCUUCGCAGGAUGGCAUCCUGCACAAGGAUUGCCAUGGCAAGAUCUGCAAUCCCGUGGAGGAAUAUUGCUCCGUCUUCAGCGAGGCCUGCGACUCCUGUGCCACCAUUUGUGAUACCAAGUCCCACAACUAUCAGGCGGACACAUGCGCAAAGGAGUGUUCAGCUUACAACAGAUACGAACCUCUUAAGGCGGAAAUCCACAGUAUACAGUGCACCCAGCAACUGAUUCUCCUCCUUCUGACCAUACUCCUUAUACUGAUAGCCAUACGUUAUGCGUACAAAGGAGUACGCUGGCUGCUGCGCAAGAGAUGCGUCCAGCAGAUGCUGCAGCGAUAUCAGUCCAAGGCCUAUCCGCAUCCGGGGACGGCUAAUGGCAAGGAUCUCAAUGCCACGACUAUACAGAAUCUCAGUGCCAUUCGUCACGGCAGCGACAUUGAGCGGGCGCCGUCACAGAUCUACAGUGUGGCUGGUAAGUGCGCUGCCGAGGGUUCGGUGCUGACACUGACGACGCCAGUGAGCACACGCUAUCCGGCCGAAAACAGCACCACUCCGACUACGGUGGUGACUGAAAUUGGCUAUGGCUAUGAUAAUCAGGCCAUGGUUGUGACGCCGGUUUCCGAGAAGCCCUCAGCUGCCACAACGGCUGCUUUCUAGACCCGCUAGACCCCCUCUGCAGCAGCUACAUUACUUUGUACUUAUGACAAGCGAAAGCGAAAUGUGCAUCACAUUGAAACUAGUGAUAUUUUGUAGAUUAUUAAGCAAAAAGUCUUCGAAUGAUAUUGAAAAUACAGAAAAACAAUAAUUUGUUAUAGUUUUAACCUAA
This is a messenger RNA of Drosophila pseudoobscura, 1490 nucleotides long. It is a transcript of the gene grnd, whose product is annotated as grindelwald. The record is from RefSeq and is a predicted model, not a curated record. NCBI's taxonomy places the organism in Eukaryota, Metazoa, Arthropoda, Insecta, Diptera, Drosophilidae. The transcript is spliced from 3 exons. Bases 593 to 1321 code for a protein of 242 amino acids.